This is a messenger RNA of Pristis pectinata (smalltooth sawfish), 1368 nucleotides long. Its product is annotated as putative protein FAM172B. Gene Ontology annotation, biological process: regulatory ncRNA-mediated heterochromatin formation. Lineage: Eukaryota; Metazoa; Chordata; Chondrichthyes; Rhinopristiformes; Pristidae. The record is from RefSeq and is a predicted model, not a curated record. The transcript has a single exon. Gene Ontology annotation, cellular component: nucleus. Gene Ontology annotation, molecular function: siRNA binding. The coding region runs from base 1 to 1038 and encodes 345 amino acids.
AUGGAAGAACGAAUGAUUCUUAAACAACUGGAAAAUGCAAAACGACUUGAAGAAUUCAAAUACUUUUUCAAUGAAAAGGGACAACUGAGGCACAUCGAAACGAACCAACCAUUUGUUUUCAAGCAAUAUAACAAUGUAAUGAAUUUGAACCAUCAGUGGUACACCGCCUUUGGAACAGUUUUGGCCGAGUAUGUAUAUGAGCUAUUAGAGAAAGAAUGUCGACUGAAACGACUCUAUAUUCCUGUAGAUGCCGCAAAAGAUGAGUCUAAAAGUUUUUGCUUUGUGAGCGAAGCUGCCCUGAAUAAUCCAUCAAUCUUAAUUGUUCUGCUACAAGAUCGCGGGGUGAUGCGGGCCGGUGCGUGGUCCCAACAAUUGAUUGUGCAUGAUUGUCUGGACACUGGCACACAAAUCCCCUUCAUUAAACAGGCUCUGAGGGAGCACUAUGAAGUAAUGGUAUUAAAUCCCAAUGACAACUUUAUGGUAGUUAAGACGGACGCUGAAUGUGCUCAAAAUGAAUACAAUGUAGAAGUUGAAAAAACACCUGAAAUACCAAAAAAGGGGCUUGAAAGUGCUGAACAGCAUAUAUUCUACAUUUGGGACCACUUCAUAGUCAAGUGUUCUCCAAUGAGUGUGGCCAUUAUUGCCCAUGGCUACGGUGGCUUGGCAUUUGUGAACUUAUUAACUGAACGUUCAGAUGUAAUGAACAAAGUAUACGCCGUGGCGUUCAUAAAUUCUAAUCACGAUGCAGAUCAUCAAAACGUUGGCCCAGCAGAGCGGCACUGGAUGGCAAAGAAUUGCCGUAACUGGUUACUCAGCUCCAAGCCUUUGGACAAGCCUGUAAUCUCCAUGAAGAUGGACUGUCCGCAAGUUUCGGCAGGCACCGAAAACCACGAUUUGGCCCCUGCGUCUUGCUUUCACUCCAUUUUUAAGUAUUUGAAGAAAAUUUCAAAUGCACAGAAAACUAAACGAUUCACUCGAUCGCCAAUUGUUACAAGAAGUUCAAGCAAGGGAAAAGCUACUAAGAACAGCAACGUAUGACAGUAGUAUUGAAUAAUUUAGCAACCAACAAUGCAAAGUCAAAACUAAGGGUGCCUCACCUGAAAUACCGACUGAUGUUCUCUCUACGUAUACUCCCCGUGUUUUCAGCUGCUGUGGUGACUUUUAUUAAUUGUAUUCCACGAUGAUCACGCAAAUCUUUCAAUGCUUGCCCGAGUCUAAAUACUUUGCCAAACUGUUGAGAUUUUACCUUGUAAUAGCAGGUAGAAUUGCUUGAUUAUUUAAGGAGUUUUUUUUUGGCAGUUAACAUAAACUUGAUGAUAUCUGUGGUCUUUUGCUGUGUGCAGCAGGUUGGACCAUACUAAAAACUAC